AUGACUAAAGUCACUGUUCUUGCUAUUUUUAUGAUCGUCCUCGUUUUAGGAAUGAUGACGGGAGAGACGCAAGGACAAGAAAUGUGUCGUGAUCUUCCAAUGAAAGGUCAAAAGUGUGUCGCUGACACCUGUGCCACUGUCUGUAAGCAAAAAUGGAAUGGACGUGGCUUGUGCUUCCCAGACUUUAACGGACAAAUUAAAGGCUGCCUCUGCACGUUUCCUUGCAAAUCUUAA
This is a messenger RNA of Camelina sativa (false flax), 234 nucleotides long. NCBI's taxonomy places the organism in Eukaryota, Viridiplantae, Streptophyta, Magnoliopsida, Brassicales, Brassicaceae. The record is from RefSeq and is a predicted model, not a curated record.